AUGUCCUCGGCCGCCAUCACAUGCGCUACGGACGUCCCCGUCGCCACCAAACGUAUCCAAACCAUUCGCAAACACGCAAGCGACGUGACCAAAUGUUGUUUUUCCAAAAAAUAUCAUCUGGCUAUCGGGUCUAGUGACCGGACGGUGAGCGUGUGGGAAUGGCGAUUCGGCCACGGUUUCGAGGAAAAAUCUUAUUCGCCACUUGCACACCACAAGUAUAUGGUAACUAGUGUACAAUUCGACGGAGAUGCAACCAUAUUGGCCACGUCGUCUUUAGAUGGAACCACUACACUUUGUGAUGUCGAGACGGGACGAAUUUUGCACACUUUUGUUCAAAAUAGUUGCGGUGGUAUAAGAUCGUCAUGCUUCAUGGGAAAUUACAAAUAUUUCGUAUCUGCUGGUGACGAUGGGACAAUGUGUGUGUGGGAUAUAUUCAGACGAGUGCUGGUUAGGACAGYAACAGCGCACGAAGAAGCUAUUUCGAUGAUAUGUUGUUCUUCAGACUUGAGAAUAAUGUUGACAGGUGAUACGACGGGGGUGGCCAAAGUGUGGCCAGUCUCUGAGCUGACCUAUACAGGUGAUACUUACGAAAAAAUUACGCCUCUGUAUGUGUUAUUCGACUGUCACGACAUGGGUGUGAAUUCCGCUGACAUAUCAACUAUCACUUCAAUAACAAGUAAGGGUAAGGURUACAGUGCGCUGACGUGUGGUAACGACCAUCUGAUAAAAAUCUGGCAACUGACUCUGUGGAAGAAGAACAUAGUUUCUCAUCAGUGUUCCGUUGAAAUAGUACAAUCGCUGAAAGGCCACUCAUCUACGGUGACCAGCGUAUGUUUUGGCGGAGCUGACGGAACGCUGUUCGCGUCCACAUCGAUGGACAAGACUACGAGAAUUUGGCAGAUGGUCGGGUCAAACAAUGCGGUUUGCUUACAAGUGUUGGAAGGACACACCCGUUAUGUUAACACUUGUGGAUUCUCUCAAGACGGUUCACUGUUUGUGACUGGGUCUAACGACAAGUCUGUAAUUGUUUGGGACGUGAAAGGCGAUUUAAAUUUAAACACCAAAUUACACGACUCGUCGGAGGACUUAAAGUCCGCAGUAAAUGUUAUCAAGCGUGACAAUAUUCAGGCAGAGGUGUUCCUAAGGGAAAAAUUAAGUACGUUUACGAAUKCAGUGAAUUCGUGUGACUUCAGCAGCGAAUGCAAAUACCUUGUGGCGGCCGGCGGUGACAAGACUGUCAGAGUUUGGAAUUUUGAUGAAAACGGACGUACUGAAGAAUGCAAAGGCUCGCCGUUGCGCGCCCACCAUUACUCGAUACAACAUAUGGCCAUCUCUCCGUGCUCGUCGUACAUGGCCACCUGUUCAUUGGACGGAAUGACCAUUAUUUGGGAACUGAAUACUCUAGAACAGACAGGUUCGUUACACACUGAGUACGGCGGGGCCCGAUCCUGUUCGUUUUCUGGCAAUUCCGAAUUGAUUGCGGUCGCUUGCAACAACGAAAUUGUGUUCGUGUGGAAAGUGGAAACAUUACAGCUAGUCGCGAAACUGUGCGGUAAUGACGAAGACGUCACUUGUGUAUCGUUCAGCCCAGAUUCUCGAUAUUUAAUGUCCGGUUGUGUGGAAGGACACUUUCGAAUUUGGUCGGUACAUCCGAAAAAGCACAUAAUAUCCAAAACUAGUACAAUAGUCCAAGACAAAGCGCACGAAAUCGGAAUAACAAGUGCUCAUUUUGCGUUCAAGAACCCAUCCAGAAAACCACGAUCGAUGAUGAUGUUAACUGGUGGCAGUGACGCCGUGGUAAAAGCCUGGAGGCUACUGGAGGACAAAAUUCAAUUCAAAAUGAAGUUUGUCGGCCACGGUAGUGACAUCACAUGCGUCAAGUUCCCACGGCACAUAACUACAUUCUUGGCGUCUACUUCGCUGGACAUGACAGCUCGGAUAUGGCAAACGAAAACUGGAGAUUGUCUGCAUGUCAUCGAUCCCAAAGACGGCAUUCUCACUUGUUGCUCAUUUUCGUCAAAUAAUAAAAUAUUAGCUACAGGGUCGCUGGACAAAGCGCUGUUUUUAUGGAAUUUKCCGUUGGACGAUGAAGACACCACGACAAUUAGGAAAUCGGCGUCAUUUGAAACACGCGGAGCACGAUUAAACGGCAUGGCUGAUGAUGACGACAAACGAGACUUGGAAGUGGCACUGUCUAAGCUAUCGUCAUCAAUUGAUAUACCCGACGAGUUCAUCUGUCCGAUAACGCAGCAGAUCUUCAGAGAYCCCGUGAUAUGUUCAGACGGACAUACUUACGAUAGAUCGGCAUUGGUGUCGUGGUUCCACCGAGGCAAAUUCAGUAGCCCGUUGACUAACGAACCGCUCCUAUCCAAGUCCAUGACGACAAACACCACCAUAAAGGAAGCGAUCUCAGUGUUUGUCCAACAAAAUCAAUGAACGAGGAAUGACUUAACGAAAUCAAUAGUUUUUUUAGUCACCGAUACCGACUCUGCAGUGUGUGUGUGUGUGUGUGUGUGUGAAUAUUGUCGACACCGUUCAUCGGCUAUUAAACAUGCACAUUUUCAAUUUUGGAAAUAUAAUAUUCGUCGAAUCUGAAAAUGAUUUUGUAGCAAUUGGUAAUACCUGUUAUAUUAUUAUCA
Diuraphis noxia (Russian wheat aphid) is the source of this 2639-nucleotide messenger RNA. RefSeq names its product WD repeat, SAM and U-box domain-containing protein 1-like. Gene Ontology annotation, molecular function: ubiquitin-protein transferase activity; protein binding. Lineage: Eukaryota; Metazoa; Arthropoda; Insecta; Hemiptera; Aphididae. The record is from RefSeq and is a predicted model, not a curated record. Gene Ontology annotation, biological process: protein ubiquitination.